AUGGCUGGCCAUAAGGCGGCUUCUGCGUCUUCAAAGAAGGCUGCUGCUACCGAAUCUUCCACUACUCACAAGCGAAAGCGAGACGUCGAUGCUACGCACACUGCCUCCACGCCGUCCCCGACGAAGAAGCACAAGAAACGCCAAAGUCUGUCGACCACGCCAAUCGAGAACGAUGAUACCACCAAGAACCGAAGAAAGCUCAAAGACGCGCUUCAGGGGGAUGAUUCUCCGAAGAAGACCGGGGAAGAAAGUGUUGUCUCGCCAAAGCGCAGCAAGGCGCGAGCUGCAGACUCGCACGACCGUGUCUCUGAAGCAGGAACAAAGUCGAAGAAAAACAAGCGAAAGACAUCUGAGGAUGACUAUGGUUCAGCUCAUGAAACUGAAUCUGUGAAUGGCGAGCCCGUGGAUAUUGAUGGGGCAGACACGAAAGAACUUUCAAUCGAUGAUGGCGAACCCCAAUCCACCAAGAACAAACACUCCGGGAUUUUGUCAAAGUUUGAAAGAACCAAGACGGUAGCAAGUGCGAAGGCGAAGAAAAAGCCACGAACUCCCGAGCCCCAAGAAGAAGUCACGGUCGAGCCGGUCGUUGCCCAGGGCCUCGAACCCUUGCCCCAACCCGAAAAUCCCCCAGAGAUCGUAGAGGCUCCCACUUACUCUUCGCUGCCCGCCUGGUUGGCAAACCCUUUGCGAACAUCUGCAGCCGCGCGAUCCAAGUUUGCGGAUCUAGGCAUUAAAGCCGAUCUUCUACGCAUCCUCGAGGAACACAAUUACAAAGAGGCGUUUGCCGUGCAGUCGGCCGUCAUCCCGCUUCUCCUACAAGGGAAAGAGAAUCAUCCGGGAGACUUGUGUAUUUCUGCUGCUACCGGUUCUGGGAAGACGCUCUCUUACGUGGUUCCAAUGGUUACUGCCCUGCCAGCGAGACCUGCCCCGAGACUGCGCGGGCUCAUCGUGGUUCCGACUAGAGAGUUGGUGAAACAGGCCCGGGAGACCUGUGAGCUUUGCGGGGCUGGCUCGCGACUUCGUAUUGCGAGUGCUGUUGGCAAUGUGGCCAUUAAAGAUGAGCAAAAGUUGUUGAUGCGAAUGGAGCAAGUCUACAACCCGGCCAUGGUGGAGCAGCACCAGAGAGGGUUGCAAGAGAAUGAGUGGAUGGAUUUCGGCAUUUUGGAUUGUAUCGAUGAAGCGAUGAACUCGGGCAGUACUCUUCCGGGCCAUAUUCGGUGCCCAGAGACGAAUGUUGACAUCCUCAUAUGCACUCCGGGCCGCUUGGUCGACCAUAUCCGCUACACCAAGGGGUUUACUCUCAAACAUCUGGAAUGGCUUGUGAUUGAUGAGGCCGAUCGGCUGUUGAAUGAGAGCUUCCAAGAGUGGGUGAGCGUGGUGAUGGACUCGUUGAAUGAACGAUAUGCCCCGGACGCCUCGGGGCCGGCUGGGAAAUUUUUCGCUCAGAUGGGCCUUCCAAUCGAGACAAGAGCACCACAGAAGGUGGUGCUCAGUGCGACAAUGACACGGGAUAUCUCGAAGCUCAACUCCCUGCAUCUGGAAAACCCCAAGAUGGUUAUUAUUGGUACCGAGAAGGCUGUGGUCGAUGAGGACCCAUCGGCCACCAACCAAGACGCCAAUUUCACCCUCCCGCCAACAUUGCACGAGCAUAUGGUUGCUGUCGGGGAUGGAUCGCAGAAGCCUCUUUAUCUGCUUCGUCUCCUCCUUUCCCACAUCAAUAUCAGCACAGAUUCGCGUGCACCUCAACCUGCAUCCGACACAUCCGACUCCGACUCCGACUCCGACAGCUCUAGCUCGGACGAUGAGACCAGCUCUGAUGAAUCGUCUGAUGACGACACUUCCUCUUCAGGAUCCGACUCGGACUCGGACUCGGAUUCUUCUGAUUCUUCCUCGGAUGAGUCUACCGAUGCCGAAGGGUCAGACGAUGACACUGUCGCUCUCGUACCCAACACAGGGCCCCCGCGCACCACAGUUUUGAUUUUCACCAAGUCCUCUGAAUCCGCGUCACGAUUGUCUCGCCUGCUUUCGAUCCUGCACCCACCGCUAGCCGGCCGUGUGGGAACCAUCAUCAAGUCAAACAAAUCAUCUGCAUCCCGAAAGACCUUGACUGCCUUCCGCCGUGGUCAGCUCUCUGUGAUCGUGGCGACUGACCGUGCCUCUCGAGGACUGGACUUGCCCUCUUUGACUCAUGUUAUCAAUUACGAUGUUCCGACCAGCGCAACGACUUACGUGCACCGGGUUGGACGGACGGCCCGUGCUGGCCGAGAGGGCUCAGCGUGGACUCUGGUGGCGCACCGUGAGGGCCGGUGGUUUGCCAACGAAAUUUCGAAGACGCUCGACGGUCGCAUCGUUCGUGCAUCUCCAAUCGACCGCGUCCAAGUCAAGGUGGAUGCGCUGGGUUCUCUCAAGGCGAAGUAUGCGGCCGCGCUGGACGAGCUGGAGCAGGAAGUUCGGGCGGGUUGA
Penicillium riverlandense is the source of this 2463-nucleotide messenger RNA. Its product is annotated as putative ATP-dependent RNA helicase DBP6. The coding region runs from base 1 to 2463 and encodes 820 amino acids. NCBI's taxonomy places the organism in Eukaryota, Fungi, Ascomycota, Eurotiomycetes, Eurotiales, Aspergillaceae. Gene Ontology annotation, cellular component: nucleus. The record is from RefSeq and is a predicted model, not a curated record. The transcript has a single exon. Gene Ontology annotation, molecular function: ATP binding; RNA helicase activity; nucleic acid binding.